Molecule: messenger RNA, 1332 nt
Organism: Sorex araneus (European shrew)
Lineage: Eukaryota; Metazoa; Chordata; Mammalia; Eulipotyphla; Soricidae
Gene: TMEM187
Product: transmembrane protein 187
Exons: 2
Coding region: 383-1180 (265 amino acids)
Cellular component (GO): transport vesicle
Source: RefSeq, a predicted model, not a curated record
AGGCCGCCGCGCGCCCGGCCGGCCCCCGCGCUGCACUGGCGGGGAGGGCAGCUGAGGCGAGCGGCGCCGGAGCGGGCCGGGCGGCCGCGGGAGAGCCCCGCGUCACCCCGCUUCCCAGCGCCCCGCGCCCCGCCCCGCGCGCAGGCGCACACCGGUCUCUCGGGUCCGCCCUUUUUUUGAGAUUUGAAUUUCCCCCAGUCCUGCCCGAGAGGCCAAAUCCCCGGAUGGUGAUCGCUGGCCUUUUCGCGCCAAUACUGUCGAGCCAGUGCGCAUCGGAAGUCACGGGGCCCUCUUCCUGCUGGCUCAGCCUGGAGACCAGCGAGGUUUGGCCAACAGCGUUUCUCUGAAUGAGCAGCUGCCCCUUGGAGCUCCGUGGGCCACGAUGAAGCCUGAGUGGGGCCCAGCCCUAGCGCAUGUGGCCCUGACCACCAGCCUAUGCGCAGCCAUCAUCUGCACGGGCGUCUUCGAGGGGGUUUCUGUCGACGUGGGCUUCGAGCACUAUGCCGAGCCACCUGUGGCCAGCCUGCCUGCCUUCCUGGCUAUGCCCUUCAAUUCCCUCAUCAAUGUGGCCUACAUGCUGCUGGGCUGGUACUGGCUGCAGAGGGGGUCCAGCGACCCCGGGUACCCCGCGGCACACGGGACACGGUACCUGCAACACGUCUUCGCGUCCAUGGCCCUGCUGUACGGCCCAGUGCAGUGGCUGCGCAUUGGGACCCAGGCACGCACGGCCGCCCUGCUCGACCAGUGGGUCACCUUGCCGAUAUUUGCGUGGCCAGUAGCCUGGUGCCUUUACCUGGACAGGGGCUGGCAGCCUUGGUGCUUUCUUGGCCUCGAGUGUCUGUCCCUGUGCAGCUAUGGCCUGGCCCUGCUGCACCCCCAAGGCUUCGAGCUGGCGCUGGCCGGGCACAUUGCAGCCGCCGUGGGCCAGGCCCUGCGCUCUCAGGGGCGCCGUGGCAGCGCCGCCUCCGCCACCUAUCUGGCUCUGGCUGUGCUCUCCUGCCUGGGCUUCGUCGGGCUCAAGCUGUGUGACCAUCAGCUCGCACACUGGCCCCUCUUCCAGCGGCUCACAGGCCACUUUUGGUCCAAGGUCUGCGACGUGCUGCAGUUCCACUUUGCUUUCUUGUUCCUGACCCACCUGGGCCCUCUCCGGAAGCCAACACGAGACGGGAAGGCUCGCUGAAGUGGGCCAGCCAUUCUGCCGUCACAGUGUUCACCACCCCCCCACGCCCCUCUCAGUAUUAGGGACUGAGAGCCUCUGCUCUCAGCUUGGAGGCACAACCUGUGUGUGUUCUCCUUGAGACUUUUCUGUAACGGGAAAUUUUCCUAAUAAAA